UUCCUAUAAAUUCAAUAAAGUUCCUGAAAAUUUCGUCAUUAAUAUUUUGGUGCUUUUCGUGGAAAGUAAAAUAAAUGAAGUUUGCAUAAAAAAAAAAGUGAAAGUCAUAUAAUAAAUUAUAUAAAGUUUCAAAAAUACUAGAAAUUUUUGUGAAAAAGAAAAUAAAAAAAAAAUAAGUAACAAGCAAACAAGAAAAUUUAAACACAUUUUAGUUUACCUUCAGACCUCUAAAUUUUUUCUCCAACGCUCUACACAAAUAAUAAAAUUUCAAAACCAAAAAAAAAAAAAUUCGUAAUAUUAUUAAAUAACAAAAAUAUACUCUUAUCUUUUUAAAUAAAAAAAAAAUUAGUACAAAACUCAAUUUAAAAUGGAAUUUCCCCACCUUGGAAAACAUUGCUCUGAAAAAUCGUGCAAUAAAUUAGAUUUUCUACCUAUGAAAUGCGAUUCUUGUAAUUCAGUAUUUUGUUCAGAACAUUUUAGUUACUCAAAACAUUCUUGUCCAUCAGCUCAUCAAAAAAGUGUUCAAGUGCCCGUAUGCCCUCUAUGUAAUGAUCCUGUCCCAACUCCAAGAGAUGUCCCACCAGAUCUAAGUGUAAGCGAACAUAUCGAUCGAUAUUGUAAAUCUGAAACAAAAAAAAUUUUUACAAAUCGUUGUAAUUAUAAAAACUGCAAAAAAAAAGAACUUGUUCCAUUCAAAUGUUCUGAUUGUCAUAUCAAUUAUUGUUUAAAACAUCGGCACAUCACCGAUCAUGAAUGCCAAGGAGCUCAAGUAACACAAAGAAAUGCAGCAGCUAAUGCAGCUGAACAAAGAAAAACUAGACCCAGUGGAUUUAAUGGAGUUUUUAAAACUGCAACUAAUGUUACAUCAAACCCAAAGUCAAUUAACUCUUCAAACAAUAAUACUCCUUCAAAUGCAGGAAGUUUGGCGCAAAAUAUCCAAGGAAGUAUGACUGAAGAUGAAGCUUUAGCUCAUGCAAUGGCACUAUCAAUAAUGGAAUUGGAUGAGCAAGCAAAUAGAGAAAGACUAGCCCGUCAACAAGAUCCUGUUCCAGUUACACAGCCAAGUAAAGAUAAAUGUUCCUUAUCUUAGCGUAUUUAAUUUAGAAAUAAAACGAGAACAAUUAAAUAUGUAUAUGCUUGAAGGGAUGGAUUAAAAAAAAUUAUAUUGAAUGAGGAAAAUAAGAAUAUAUAAAAUUUUAUUUCGGUUUGAAUUAAACAAAUUUAAUUAAUUGCAAUUUAAUCAAUUUUACUUACAAAAUUUCAAUGCAAAUGCAAAAUAAAAAUUAUUAAAUCAAUGAAAAAGUUAUUAGUAAAAUAUUCAAUAAUAUUGUUUAAGUAGCAAAGCUUUUGCGAAUUAUAUUAGCCAAAAAUUAGAGAAUUUUAUGAUUAAAUAACAUUAUAAAAAUACAAAAUAAUUAGAGUAGCCAAAAAAAGUAAUGGCUUUCAGAUUUUUUUUUUAGAAUAUGCCAUUUUUAGAUUAUUUGGUCGAAAGUUUAAAAAUUAUAUAAAUUUGCUUUAAAUUCUUUGUAAAAGAUAUCACAAACUGUUUUAUCACAAAUAAAUAAUAUAUAAAAAACUUAAACUCAAUCAAACAAAUUUUAAAUAAUAAAUACAUAAUUAUAUAAGGUGCUUUAUUAGCAAUUAAAAUUUUACCAAAA
Condylostylus longicornis is the source of this 1658-nucleotide messenger RNA. Its product is annotated as AN1-type zinc finger protein 2A. The record is from RefSeq and is a predicted model, not a curated record. Gene Ontology annotation, cellular component: cytoplasm; endoplasmic reticulum. Gene Ontology annotation, biological process: proteasome-mediated ubiquitin-dependent protein catabolic process; protein targeting to ER. The coding region runs from base 368 to 1090 and encodes 240 amino acids. The transcript is spliced from 5 exons. NCBI's taxonomy places the organism in Eukaryota, Metazoa, Arthropoda, Insecta, Diptera, Dolichopodidae. Gene Ontology annotation, molecular function: zinc ion binding.